Drosophila albomicans is the source of this 3201-nucleotide messenger RNA. RefSeq names its product major facilitator superfamily domain-containing protein 6-A (gene Sugb). NCBI's taxonomy places the organism in Eukaryota, Metazoa, Arthropoda, Insecta, Diptera, Drosophilidae. The transcript has 5 exons. The coding region runs from base 700 to 2550 and encodes 616 amino acids. Gene Ontology annotation, molecular function: transmembrane transporter activity. The record is from RefSeq and is a predicted model, not a curated record. Gene Ontology annotation, cellular component: membrane.
GCUAGGGCUUGCUGACCAGCUGUUCCCAUCAGUUUUCAUUUCAAUAUCAGUGGCCUCACAUUGAAAGCAUGCUGCGUAGUGUUAGUAUUACUGGUGUUUGUGUUGUGGGCGUCUAUUUGACACAUUCGCCAAACUGUGUGCACUAACUAGAUAAGCGUUUGAAUGUAAACAGUAUUAAAAAAGAUAUGUUUCUCUAAUGUGUAAAAUCAACACGACCUAGUCUGGUCUACUCAGUUCAUCAUUGCCGCUUCGUCGUUCUAAUUAGAAUCCUCAACCACCAAAAAGGAUUAAAUUGCAUGUGCUGAAAAUAUAAAUGCCGUCGUAGCAAAGAACAUAUGCAAUAUUUACGAGCAAACGCGUAAUGCUGACACCUGCAAUUUUAUUUGGAAUACGAGAAACGUGAUCGCGUCAACUACAAGUGGAUGUGUGUACUCGUGUAUGUGUGCAACAACUUGAAAGAAUAUUUAAACUAUUCUCAUGCUGGUAAUUGCACGGUUUGUGAAUUAAAUAAACAAUAUUUUGGAAUUAAGUGCAUACAACUUGCAAAUCAUAAAGAAUCGCCGCCAUCUAGUGGAAAUUUCCGACAGCCCAAAUUGAAAGCCAAAACUAAUUGGCAUUUGAUGAAUCGCUGUUAAUAGGAAUCGAAAAUUAAGGAAACCGAAACGAAUUGAAACGGAACGAAACGAAUCAGCAGUGAAAAUGAAGGUUAACAUCGAUAAGGACUUGGUGCCCAUGAAAGCCCAUUACUUUCUCUUCAAUGCCGGAACCGCACCCGUUGUACCCUUUAUGCCACAACUGGCGACGCAGCUGGGAUACUCCUCGGUUGUCGUGGGCACCAUGUACAUGAUCUUGCCUAUUAUUGGACUCAUAGCUAAGCCACUCUUUGGCUAUAUAGCCGAUCGUUACCAUCAGCAUCGCCUCCUUUUCCUGGGCGGACAGGCGCUCACCGCUGUGGCCUUCUUUCAGAUCAUGUUUGUGCCAGCCGUGGAUCAGGAGACGCAGUUCCAUUGCCACGCCGGCGUCUCCUCCAUACGCUACUGUUCCAACUACGCCGCUGACACGGAGCAGCAGCUGGAAACACACUUUGCCAAUCGAACGUUGAGCUGCCAAAUGCGCUGUCAAAUGGUGCCUCCAAUGUGGGACAUUGUGUGCAACAAUUGGCUGCAAAAUAAGACGCAAAGUUGCCAGACGAACAGCAGCAAAUCGUGGAUUGACUUUGACACCUAUAUCAGCAUGAAUGACGUAAUUGACGAGCCAAUGUUGAAUGGCAAGGGAAGAUGCCUUAACUUUCUGAUACCGCACGACAGGGGCGUGGUGGACGCACAAAAUGUGACACUCUAUUGCCCCAAGGAGAAUGAUAUAUUCCGGCCCAAAUGCCAGAUGAAUUGCAAUGACUCGUACUUGGAGAAAAUGUUGCCCGCCAGCAGGGAGCUUAACAUGAGCAGUGCAAUGGCCAAGCCAGAGUUUUGGUUCUUCUUUGGCAUGCUCAUCAUCAGCUGGGCGGGCAUGGCUGUUGUGGUGAGCAUUGGCGAUGCAAUCUGCUUUGGCCUGCUGGGCGAGCGUCAUCAUCUGUAUGGAAAGCAACGUUUGUGCGGCUCUUUGGGUUGGGGAGUCUUUGCUGUGAUCGCUGGUCUGCUUGUGGAUGCCAUGUCGAAGGACGGUUCAGAUGUUAAGAACUACACAAUUGUCUUCUGGAUGACGCUUGUUAUAUUGGGAUUCGAUAUGCUCGCUUCCACCAAAUUGAAGCACACUCAGACGCACAUGUCGUCCAAUAUUUGGAAGGAUGUGGGCCAAAUGUUCCUCUCGUUGCGUUGUGUCGUCUUCUUUCUUUGGUGCGUGGCCAUUGGCCUGGGCACUGCGCUUAUUUGGAACUUUCUGUUUAUCUACUUGGAGGAGCUGGCGAAGCCCUUCGAUGAGGGAAACUAUAUAAAGACGCUAGAAGGUCUAGUCAUGGGCAUCCAGUGCUUUGGUGGUGAGCUGCCGCUCUUCUUUCUGUCCGGCUGGAUACUGAAGCGUAUUGGACAUGUGAAUGCUAUGAGCCUGGUUCUGUUUGGCUUUGGUGUGCGAUUCAUACUGUACUCGAUGCUCCAGAAUCCUUGGUAUAUACUGCCCAUUGAGCUGCUCAAUGGUGUCACGUUUGGCCUCUUCUACGCCACCAUGGCUUCGUAUGCCAGCAUUGUGGCGCCUCCAGGCACGGAGGCAACCAUGCAGAGUCUUGUGGGUGCCAUCUUUGAGGGUGUCGGCGUGUCUAUUGGCAGUCAAAUUGCCGGCCAGCUCUUUGAUGCUGUCAGUGCUCGGACUACGUUUGAGAUCUUUGGCAUUGCCGCCUUCAUUAUCUUCAUCAUUCACGUCUGCGUCCAAAUGUAUCUGCAGCGCAAUGUCCCCUAUGAAAAUGGUAAGGGUAGGUCAUCAACAGCCUCUGCUCCAGCUUCGGCUUCCGCUUCCGCCUCGCCGCCCACGACGGUGACUAACACUGCCAAUGAAAUGCAUACUGAUAGCCCAACUAGCCCUAAGAACCUUGAUGACUUUAGAGACGUCGACUUGAGCUGAUCAACGAAUUUAUAGCAAUUUUGUCUUAGAUACAGAAGAGAUCCCUGUACAAUUAUACUCGUAAAAGGACUUGAAUACUUAAUUCAAAUCUGACGCUACAAACAACAAAAAAUAUAUAUGAAUUUAUGUGACUUAAGCAGAAGAUUAUUGCCAGAGUCUGACGUAGGUUAGCAUCAUCAAAUGAAAUGAAAGAAACGUAUGAUAUUAUUCACACUUGAAUCCUGAAACAAUUGAAGAUUAUAUAAAAAGGCUAUAGUUUCUAGAUUAUCAUCAAUUCAAGCUGUGCUCAAAUAGUAUUUAAAUUAAGAGUAAAGCUCAAAGAGGUUUCGAUUCCCACAGUUCCUCAGCUCUUUAAUCACAAGAUAUUUAAGCAGGGCUUAAUUCAGCGUUAUUCGAUUAAAGAGAAUCAUUAGAAAAAGGCAGCUAAAUUAUGAGAGAUUAACAUUAAACAUUUAUAAUAAACAAUUUACCAAUAUAACUACAUAAUAGGAACCGACACAUGCUCUAUCUUAAUACACAACACCAUUUUUUAUGUUUAGUACAAAUCACUUUGUAUACGAUCUUAAGUUCUUGCAAAUUUUCUUGCCAUUAAUCUGUGAAACACAAAAAUAAAAUUGGAAAUUUAAAAGCCAUACAUUACUUUUUGGUUUA